This is a messenger RNA of Eremomyces bilateralis CBS 781.70, 531 nucleotides long. RefSeq lists its product as uncharacterized. The record is from RefSeq and is a predicted model, not a curated record. The transcript has a single exon. NCBI's taxonomy places the organism in Eukaryota, Fungi, Ascomycota, Dothideomycetes, Eremomycetales, Eremomycetaceae. The coding region runs from base 1 to 531 and encodes 176 amino acids.
AUGACGGACAAGAACACAUCUACCCCCCAGUCCUACGUGGACCAAGUGAAGGGCACAGGUCAAUCGCUCCUCGGAAAAUUAACCGGCAACCCCGGGGAUCAGACCAAAGCAGAUCAAUACAAAGGCGAAUCCGAUGCCCGCCACGACCUCUCCCACACCGCCGCCAAAGCCGGCCCCUACACCGUCUCCUCCACCGGCGCUACCAAAGAUGACCACGACCGCACCGCCGGCUCCUGGAACCAGACCGUGGGCGCCAGCAAGCAGGCGGUCGGCGGCCUGGUCGGUGCCGAGGGCUUGAAGAACGAGGGUAUCCGCCAGAACAAGGAGGGCCAGGGCCAGGAGGCCGAGGGGCAGAUGCGCGAUCUGGGGCAGGGCAUCGGGGACCGCGUGGGCGGUACGGUGGGCGGCGCAGUAGCAGGGCUAACAGGGAAUCGGGAAUCACAGGCGGAGGCGAACAGGCGGCAUGAUGAGGGGAAGACCCGGCAACGGGGAGUCGAGGUGGAUUUGCAGAAGGAGGAGGUGUCGAGAUAG